Gadus macrocephalus (Pacific cod) is the source of this 1414-nucleotide messenger RNA. RefSeq names its product leukotriene B4 receptor 1-like. The record is from RefSeq and is a predicted model, not a curated record. Gene Ontology annotation, biological process: G protein-coupled receptor signaling pathway. Gene Ontology annotation, molecular function: G protein-coupled receptor activity. Lineage: Eukaryota; Metazoa; Chordata; Actinopteri; Gadiformes; Gadidae. Bases 59 to 1159 code for a protein of 366 amino acids. The transcript has a single exon. Gene Ontology annotation, cellular component: membrane.
AGAGAAGUUGACCAAAGUCUGGUAAAAAACAGAAGUCCACACCCACUCUUACUGCGUUAUGUUCUUACUGCACUCUUUGAUUACAGGAAGAAGUCAACCAGUCUCCUUGAUAACUAUCAGUAUGAUGAACCUCUCAUCGUCCACAGAGCCCGCCACCAAAAACUUAAUGGAUCCCCUGUCUUCUGUGGGCCAGACGAUCUCAGCCACCUUCCUGGGCCUGGCCUUCCUGCUGGGUGCCCCGGGAAACCUGCUGGUCAUAUGGAUCAUCUGGAGGCAUGUUAAGCCCCGCACCCACACCAUCCUGCUCAUCCUCCACCUGGCUGCCGCCGAUCUGCUGGUCCUCAUCACCCUGCCCCUGUGGAUCUACUCCCUGAUCUACUCCUGGGUAUUCGGAGAGGUCUUCUGCCAGACGGUUGUGUAUGUGAUCCACGUGUGCAUGUACAGCAGUAUCUUCCUCAUCACACUCAUGAGCAUUGAGCGCUUUGUGGCAGUCCGCUACCCAUUCGUCAUUCAGUUCUCCAGAACCCAGAAUGUUCUGGACGUCAGCCUGAUCGCCGCCUGGGUCCUGGCGCUGCUCCUGGGGGUACCUGCUAUCCUGACCCAGGAGGUGUCGGAGGGGGUAGGGGGCGCGCAGUGCCUCUUCAGGAAUUUCAGCUCUGUGGCUCAAGAGAGAACAAUUAUUUCUCUUGAGACCAUUGCAGGAUUUGUGGUGCCCUUCACCAUCAUGUCUAUCUGCUACUGUCUGGUCGCCAGCCAGCUCAGAGAAAGUAGAUUCCAGGACAAAAGGAAGGUGAUGCUGCUGAUAGCCAGCUUGGUGUUAGCCUUCACCUUGUGCUGGCUGCCUCACCACAUCAACAACAUCAUUCAGCUGGUGUGUACAAUCCAGAGUAUGGACAGCUCAUGUGGCUCUGACAGUUUAACCCUUAUCGCCGGUGCUCUGGUGUUCGUGAGCAGUUCGGUGAACCCUGUGUUGUAUGCCUUCGCUGCCCGGAGAUCCAAAGUACGCAUCAGAGGGCUUAAAAUCGUCAGAUUCUUUCAGGAAGUGGCCACACACACCAAAGCUUUUCGGGGAACUAGUCCUAAAGAAGCAGACAGUGAAGGUGAAUCCACAGACAGAGAGCAACCGUUGUCUCACACAAUCAAUUUAAGAGACGUGUGAAAUUGUAAUUCUGUCAUCAUAAUUUGAUUAUUUAUUAAUCAUCAAAUAGGUGAUUAAGGAAUAUGUUGGUUUGGAACGUUGGAAUAUAUCAUGACUUUUAAAUUGUUUCACUAUUUUUACUGUUAUUUAAGUUGCAUAAUAUAUAUUUGAUACAAUACAACAUAAGAGAGGACUUUAAAAGUAUAGCAUUUCAAUAUUUGUGAGUGUUUAAACUGUGAAAAUGUGGAAUAUGAUGACCAAUGUGUGAUCAUUUGA